GCUCUCGUCCGCCCGUAGUCUCCCCCUAGACGAUAUUUUAUCAGAACCGCUCCGUCUGCCGUUCGUCCGGCACUCGCUCGUCGCGGCGCGUACCCAAGAGAAGGCGAGCGCCCCGGAGCUAAGGAGUUCGAGGGGAGUCGUCGUGUACGAGAAGGGAAAAGGCAACGCGAGCGGAAAAUAAUGCGCUCGCGCGGCGCAUCCCAGCGGUGCAACGAGGUCGUCCAGCGACAAGGUCGUCUCCUCCUCGAGCGGAUCGCGCCCUCGUCAUCGAGGAGACACUGACAGCAGUGGCGGAAGGAGAUCCGGCCGUGCUCGCGCGCGACCGCGCCGACAGCGGGGCACGGACACGAGUCGAGCCCGUCGAGAGAUAUAGUACCAUUUAUUGCACUUGGUAUUUCCCUUAUGCCAAGCCCAAAUUGUUCAAAUGUACAAGUUCAAGUGGAAAAGACAAGGUAAAAACAUUAUUUUCAAUAAGAAAAAACCAUGUUUUCAAGAGUUUAUCAGUUGAUGGUGAUAACUGAUAAAUAAACUCUUGGGAAGGGGCACUUUUGUGCCAAAAGAAGGUAAAUGGAUCCCAUUGGUCCAUGGUAUGCAUCGUAUAAUCAUCUAACCGCUCAUGGAAGCAUCACAAGCACAUUCCAAAGUGUAUCAGCAAAUGCGAGUACCGAUUCUGCAGUGCACCAAUUGGUUCCCGUUGCUGUGAAUGCCCAGACAGUGCCUUCCACGACUACAUCACAGAUACUCCUCCAAGCAGCAUCUCCCACAGCCGUAACCCUGGCAGGUCAACCAUCAUCGUUCAACCCGGGAGGGUUCCUGUCUACAUCAUCAGCGACAUUCUUUGAACAUCAGGCAACAGCCACAUCACCGUCAACCGACUGGAACUUAUCGCAUCCUAAUAAUCAGCUCACCAGUCCCUUUGGUAUUCUGCCACACGAAAGUCUUGUCACCACUUCGACCGGUCCUCCAGCCGCAACAAAGCUUAUAAGUGCCGUUACCUAUGAUACACCAUUUGCCGCACACUACAAUAACAAUGGCACGACUUCGACUGGAGCGGACUCCAAACCCGGUUCCUGGCCCGAUUCGGACCCCAUUAAAAAGGGCAAAGCGCAGUCACCUAUUAAUAAUAAUAGUAAUUCGAUAAAAUGUUCAGUUACGGAAUCAUCGAUCCCCGGCGCACACACGUUUUUUCAAGGAUCGACUGGUUUCAAUUCCGAUGGUUUAACCGCCAAUUAUUCAACCGACGAUCAAUCAGCUGCAGAUCCACCCAUGGUACAAUCGUCGCUGCAUCAUCAGUCAUGCAUCGUCUCUACAACAAACUUAACGCCAUCUAAUAAAGAGUAUAGGAUUUCUCAAUUACCAUCGAGAUCUCCGGUACCAACAACGAUUUACUUAAAUGCGACUGUACAGGAUAAGCAAACGACAACUGUAAAUCACAAUGAUCACACGGGAGCGGAUCAGAGCCACGAUAGUAGCCAAUCGUCGCCAAUCAGCUUCUCCAUCAUGGACUCGCGUAGCGUUAACUACAGCGCAACGAACAGCACAGGCAAGCAGCAACAGCAUCAGCAGCAGCCACCCAACGGCGCUGUCCAGCAAUUCCAUGUCCUCGGUCAGCAGGGCCAGCAACAACAACAGCAGCAGCAGCAGCCGCCGCCGCCGCCAAGCUCCUGUCGACACUACGUCGCGACAGCCGACACGGAAUACCAUCAUCCCGCACGCUCCAAGUCUGCGGCCUCGACCGACAGUGCCUACUCCUCCAACACGUCGCAAAAUGGGCCCGAUUGCGCGGUGGUCGUGCCAAGGAGGCCGAGUCCCCUUCAAAGUCACUCGCAGCCAUCGCCACUCGCUCACGUGCCCAGUCCUGCCACUUAUCCCAUGUACAAUAGUCCCAUGGCUACCAUGUCCUCACCCUCGCCGCUCCAGCAGCAGCACGGAGACGUGGCCUCGAGUACACCUUACAAAACGGGCAACGUGCAACAGCAGAUGACGCCGCCCUCACCCCUCGACGUCACUGUAACCAGACCGCCCUCGCAACAAGGCCAGGUCGCCUAUUCAUCGGUUAUUACUAGGGUACUGGGUGCCAAUGAGAACAACAAGACUAACUACAGCACUGACGGCACGAAUAGGGUACAGUACGAGAGGACGCAAGAUUUUGGCCAGUCUAAGCAAAUCUGUUGGGACAACGAUGUUCGACAGCAAUCCAACGAUCUAAGAAAAUUCUCCAACGCGAAUUACCUCGCGCAGGAUACCACCGACACGACCGUACUCGCUAAUCAUCAAAUACAGAGGAUUAUGGGUGUCUCGGAUCGCCAAUCGUCCUGUUUGGAAACUGAUCAAAUAACCCUACAAGAGUUGAACGGUUGCCGAGGCGAUUCAAUGAGCAUAGUGAAAAACCUGCAGGUGCUGCAAACUAGUGGAAUCGAUCACGAGAAUGACGAGCUGAAGCAGCUUGAGGACCAGCGACACCAUCAUCAUGUGGCCCUCGGUCCCAUUGGCGUAAAGCGGAAAAGCCUCGAUAAAAUGGACGUGGAGCUCGCUAGUGCGAACGUUGUCGUUGAUUAUCUCGAUCGUAUCCCACCUCCCGCGCAUCACAACGCCAUUGUGAAUCAGCAGCAACAGCAGCAGCAACUAUCACUCCAACAGCAGACCCAACAUCAGCAACAGCAGCAGCAACUACCACUCCAACAGCAGACCCAACAACAAAACGGUUAUAUCGAAUUCGAAAGAUGGAAUAUGGCGCUGCCGCACGCGAAGUUGAUAGCCACGGGACCGGGUACGUUCGUUGCUCAGCAGCCGCAGCCUCAGGCGCUGAAUCACGGUACGAACAUCGUCACGAAUACCGUGAUACAUCAGCAGCAGCCGCUCAUAAUUUCCCAACACGCGCCCGCCACUGUCUCCUACUUUCCUGCCUUCCACAUAGCGCCUUCCAGUCAUCAAAUUAUGCCGCUCCAGCACCAGCAGCAACAGCACCAUCCACAACCACAACAGCAACAGCAACAGCAACAGCAACAGCAACAGUAUCAUUCCACGCAUGAAAUGCACUCGCCGAUGGAGAUGAACACACUUGGUAUUGCGGACCCGAACAUCUGCCAGCAUAAUAAUAUUUGCAUACAGAAUUCGAUGAAGGACGACAGGCCGCAAGUGAUCGUCCCGAAUAUCGAAGAGGAGCUGGGUUUUUUGCAGCAGGCGCAACACCAUAAUGCCGUUUUAAACAGCCAUCGGCACACGAAUCCGGACAUUAAGCGUGUAUUGAACAACGAUCCAAAUACCGGGUUCAUGACGAGUUACCUCAAGUUCCUACAAGGCGAGAAAGAUACAUCGCCACCGCCAACUCUUCGUAGAAAAACAUCAUGGGACAGUAGGAAGCCUUACAUUCCAGUGGAAUCGAAUGGCGGUGAGACGUGGAACAAGAUCAGCACACAAACGACGACUGUCACGGAUAAGGCAAAGGAAAUGCCACAGAUCGAUUACGCGAACGAUCCACGUUACUUUCCUUUACCCAAAGAGCGUAAGAAGCAAAAUUUCGAUUCCAGCGACGACGGCUUCUCCAGCGACGACCAACUCCCGCCCUUUAAUUCCAAGCGCCAAGAUCGAAAAGCGACGACAUUGAAUCGCAUAUGCCAGGUGGACCGAAAUCAAAUGGCGCCAGCGGUGGCUACCAAAAUACCUCAGGUGAAGAAAAAGGGUAGACCGAUCAAACCAGGGGGUCCCACGGACAGGAAGAGGAAAGCCGCGGCCGCGGCUGCUGCGGCUGCGGCUGCGGCUGCUGCCAAAGGCAUCGUACUCCCACCCGUCAACGAAACUACUAGAAAAAAAGCAGCGCAGCUACCGAGGCGAGAGAGCUCGCGACGCAAAGCCAAAGAGAAGAUGAGCGUGAAGCAGAUGCUUGAUAGCCAGCAUUCCGGUGACCCGUACGAGGUAGACGAGGAACAGGGCGACUCGGACUCGGAUCCCGCGUGGACGCCCGCAGCCAAGUCCGUUGGCGAGGACGAGGAGAAGCGCAAGAAGCGCGGCAGGCCGCCCAUAAUCUCCAAGAGGCGGGACCUCGUGCACGGGGAGCAGCCGACGGCGCCGAAGAGGGCUGGAAGGAAGCGGCGCAGCCAAGUCGAAACGGCCAAUGCGACAAAGCUUACCUGCAAGAUCGACGAGAAACUCCUGGCUUCGGUCAGCGACGAGGAUAUCGAUAUAUCGCCGUUCAAGCAUUCUACAAUCGGAGAUGCCUAUGAUGCGUCCGGUGAAUUCGUCGUAAUAAAAAGUGAUUUGGAUCAAGAAUAUCCACCAUUGUGGAGGAUUGAUGGCAAAACACUUUUACAAAAGUACGAACCCUUUCAAAGUAAUGGCAAAACUUUGUAUAGAAAUAUUUCGACGUACUCUGGAUGGGCUCCGCAAAAUCGACAUAUUUAUCAACAAGUACCAGUUAAAUUUUGGCAGCAAGGUAAGCUGGAGACGAUCGUCGAGUUUCUACGCGAAGAUAUGAUAGUGGACGACAGCGAAUGUAUAAAUAAAUUUAUGAAAGAUACGGGAAAGUAUCAAGAUAAUUUCGAAGUAUACAUACAAACAUUAAUCUCGCAAGCAUUGGAUUCUAAUUUUUUGACUGAAAUUUUUCAAGAGCAAGAUGAUUACUUUUUGUUAAAUGUUAAAACCGUGGAUGAAAUAACGGAGGAAAGAAAGCAGCGACUGCUUUCAACAACAAAUUGGCGUCAAAACAUCAUAACAGCAUUGUCCACUUGGCCUUGCAUAAAUGUAUUAAAAGAUAAUAUAUUAGAUUAUAAAGGCAAGUCGUGUGCUGGAUGUAAUCGAUUAAAGAUUCAUGCAAGGGUUCUACUAUACGGACAGCCUUACAAUAGUACGACGCUAGAAGGUUCUCCACCCGAUCCUCAAGUGCCUCAAGAAAAGGACUUUUUAUUAUGUCGUCUUUGUCAAACGAAAGUGGCGUUAUUCAAUAAGGUAGCGCAUCAAAAAUACCUUAUGUUUCUGGAAUGUGCGAGAAGAGUUGCUGACAAAAGGGUUGCGGAUCCUCAGAAAGACACCACAAUUAUUCUCAAUGAAUUACUGGCAGACGAAACGUGGUUGAACCAGCUCUUUAAGGAUGUUAGGAGUAUUUGGGCCGAGAUCGACAGUAUACAGCAGCAAGCAAAAAAGAAAGCAAAUUUUGCCAAUGCUAAUGUCGACGACAGUACCCUCGUAGCCUCGUCGACGCAUAUUUUGAAGGUGCCUAUUGCGUCACAGUUAUCAAAUGAACCUCAAGCAAUUUAUUAUAAUAAUGAUCAAACGAGCAGUAACUUAUCUUAGUAUCUGCGCUAUAAAAGUGCCAGUUUUUCGAUGCAUUUGAUAGCUUGUGAAUAAAUUAGAGAACGAAUGCUAAUUCCAGCUACUUCCUUUCGAUGACGUUGUAAUGCAUCUACGGAAUAUUCUGUAGUAUGUGCAGCAGAUUUACUUACUGUUGCAGUUCGUAUAAUGUACUGCAUUUCAUAAAUGCUAGUGAUCAAAUUUAUCACACUAUAUCUCGACGUAAUCACAGUAUCAUUUGCGGUUAAAGGAAGAGAGAAGGUGGUAUUUGUUACGUGCGUUUGGCAGAUUCAUCGAACUAGCACAUUCAACCUAGUCUACAAUUACAGAUGGCAAUUACGUAUCGUCUUAAUUUUAGUUUAACACUAAUUUUAUCAUAAUAAAGUUCAUAGAAAGCGCACUAUAUGGUCGCGGUAACAAUUACAGCUUCAUUCUAGGAUUCGGAUACAGCAAGUAUAAGUGAUUUGUUUGAAACAAAUACGCACACGCGCAU
Molecule: messenger RNA, 5779 nt
Organism: Ceratosolen solmsi marchali
Lineage: Eukaryota; Metazoa; Arthropoda; Insecta; Hymenoptera; Agaonidae
Exons: 15
Coding region: 568-5289 (1573 amino acids)
Cellular component (GO): nucleus
Source: RefSeq, a predicted model, not a curated record